Strigops habroptila (Kakapo) is the source of this 5542-nucleotide messenger RNA. It is a transcript of the gene ADAMTS8, whose product is annotated as ADAM metallopeptidase with thrombospondin type 1 motif 8. The record is from RefSeq and is a predicted model, not a curated record. Gene Ontology annotation, biological process: proteolysis; extracellular matrix organization. The transcript is spliced from 9 exons. The coding region runs from base 50 to 2782 and encodes 910 amino acids. Lineage: Eukaryota; Metazoa; Chordata; Aves; Psittaciformes; Psittacidae. Gene Ontology annotation, molecular function: zinc ion binding; metalloendopeptidase activity.
ACCGCGGGCUCGGCGGCCGGCUCGGAGCUGCGGGCGGGGGGGGCCGGCGAUGGGGCGGCGGGCGCUGCUGGGGGGCCGGGCUCCGCUCCACCUUCUCCUGCUGUGCCACGCCUGGGCGCUGCCGCCGCCGCCGCCGCCGCGGGAGGCGCAGCCGGUGCUGCCCGCCCGCCUGCCCGCCCCGCCGGGGCAGCUGGCACUGCGGCUGGCCGCCUUCGGGAGAGCCGUCGUGCUCCGUCUCCGCCCCGACGCCGCUUUCCUGGCUCCCCGUUAUCGCCUGCAGCGCUUAGGGAGCCGGAGGGUACCGGCGCGGAGCGCGCCGCGGCGGGGAUGCUUCUACGCGGGGACCGUCGACGGGAGCCCCGAUGCCGCCGCCGUGCUCAGCCGCUGCGGUGGAGCCGGGCUCCGCGCCGCUUUCCUCCUCGAUGGGGCGGCUUAUGAGCUCCAGCCGCUCGGGCAUCGCUGGCCCGGGCCGCCCUGGAGGCGCCCGCAUCGCCUCCAGCGCCGCGCUGCCCCGCCGGGAGCCGUCCCCGCUGCUCCUGGUGCUCCCGGUCCCGGUGUUCCCGGUCCCCGGGAGCCGCUCCGCCGCGCCAAGCGCUUCGUUUCCCAGGCGCGGUAUGUGGAGACGCUGCUGGUGGCUGAUGCCUCCAUGGUGCGGUUCUACGGGGAGGAUGUGGAGAACCACGUCCUGACGCUGAUGUCCAUGGCAGCCCGCAUCUACAAGCACCCCAGCCUGAAGAACUCCAUCAGCCUGGUGGUGGUGAAGGUGCUGGUGGUGGAUGAGGAGGCAGCAGGGCCGGAGGUGUCCGACAACGGUGGGCUCACCCUGCGCAACUUCUGCAGCUGGCAGCAAAAGUUCAACCCCCCGAGUGACCGGCACCCCGAGCACUACGACACUGCCAUCCUGCUGACCAGACAGGACUUCUGUGGACACCAGAGCUGUGACACGCUGGGAGUGGCGGAUAUCGGCACCAUGUGCGACCGCAACAAAAGCUGCUCCGUGAUUGAGGAUGAGGGUCUGCAGGCAGCUUACACCCUGGCCCAUGAACUGGGCCACGUUCUCAGCAUGCCCCAUGAUGACUCCAAGACCUGCGAGCGGCUCUUUGGGCCCCUUGGCAAACACCAUAUGAUGGCCCCUCUUUUCAUCCACUUGAACAAGACCCAGCCCUGGUCUCCUUGCAGUGCUAUGUACCUCACCGAGUUCCUGGAUGGAGGGCACGGCGACUGCUUGCUCGAUGCCCCAGCAGACCCCCUGCCCCUGCCUGUGGAGCUGCCCGGCCGAGGAGCCCUGUACAGCCUGGACCAGCAGUGCCAGCAGAUCUUCGGCAAGGACUUCCAGCACUGCCCCAACACCACGGAGGAGGACAUCUGCGCCCAGCUCUGGUGCAGGACUGGCAUUGGGGAGCCUCUCUGCCACACCAAGAACGGCAGCUUGCCCUGGGCCGAUGGCACCCCUUGCAAAGCCAGUGGGAUAUGCUUGGAUGGACGCUGCAUGCCGCAGGAUGCCCUGAAACCCCAGCCAGUGGUGGACGGUGGCUGGGGCCCGUGGAGUCCCUGGGGCUCCUGCUCCCGGAGCUGUGGUGGAGGCGUGCAGUUCUCCUACCGCCACUGCGACAGCCCCAAGCCCCAGCACGGCGGCAGGUACUGCGAGGGCCAGCGCGCCAAGUACCAGUCCUGCCACACCGACGAGUGCCCGCCGGAUGGGAAAAGCUUUCGGGAGCAGCAGUGUGAGAAGUACAACAGCUACAACUUGACGGAUCUGGAAGGGAACCUCCUGGAGUGGGUACCCAAGUACGCCGGGGUGUCACCCCGAGACCGAUGCAAGCUCUUCUGCCGAGCCAGAGGGAGGAGUGAAUUCAAAGUCUUUGAGGCCAAAGUGAUCGACGGGACGCUGUGUGGACCAGAGACCCUCUCCAUCUGCGUCCAUGGCCAGUGCAUCAAGGCUGGCUGCGAUCACAUCGUUGGGUCCUCCAAGAAGCUGGAUAAAUGUGGGGUGUGUGGUGGCAACGGCUCAACGUGCAGGAAAAUAUCUGGCUCACUCAACCGAUCCAAAUACGGCUACAAUGACAUUGUCACCAUCCCCGCCGGGGCAACCAACAUCGACAUCAAACAGCGCAGCCACCGAGGGGUCCGCCACGACGGGAACUACCUGGCCCUGAGGACCCUCGAGGGCAAGUACCUGCUGAACGGAGACUUUGCCAUCUCGGCCAUGGAGCAGGACAUCCUCCUUAAGGGAACCAUCCUGAAAUACAGCGGCUCCAUGACGACCCUGGAGAGGCUGCAGAGCUUCCGACAGCUCCCGGAGCCCCUCACCGUCCAGCUGCUGACCAUCGCCAGCGAGGUCUUCCCACCCAAAGUCAAAUACACCUUCUUCAUCCCCAAGGACAUCCCUUUCAGCAAGCAGAAAGGCAAAGAGAAGAAGUCGGCCAACAUCAUCCGCCCGAUGCUGACCUCCCAAUGGGUCCUGGGUGACUGGUCCGAGUGCUCCAAGACGUGCGGCUCCGGCUGGCAGAGGCGGACGGUGGAUUGCCGGGACGUGGAGGGUCAAACCUCCUCUACCUGCGACAGAGCCCUCAAGCCUGAGGACAUCAAGCCCUGUGGUGACAUGCCCUGCCCGCUCUGGCGCCUGGGCCCCUGGUCCCCCUGCUCCCAGACCUGCGGGGAGGGCGUGCGGACACGCAACGCCUCCUGCAUCGACUACACCGGCACAAUCACUGCCCCGGAGAGAUGCAGCUCACCAGGGCCACCAGCGGCCACCGCUGCCUGCGUGCUGCAGCAGUGCUGAGCUCGGUGGUGAAGCACCCCACCAGCAACACCGGGGCAGGACAGCGAGGGUGCUGUGAGCUUCUUGUUUAACCACUCUCCAGCGGUUCAUCCCCAUCCCAUCCAUGUCUACCUCAGAGGGGGGAAUAACGGCAGCAAAGUGGGGAGGAAUCACUUCUUUUCCUUUCUCUCUUCCCUUCCUUCCAGCUGGCUGCUUGCAGGCAAGUUGUAAUUUAAAGGGAAAAUAGGUGUGUAUCCAUAGGGUUUUUCCAAAGAGCUAUUGUUAAACACAGUUGCAGACUCUGUUUGUAAGGAUUUGUUGCUGGAAAAGAACGCGGAAUCUGGCUUUGCCAUCGCCCCGUCCCAGCUGCAGGUCAAGGAGGUCCAGGGUGGGCGGCUUUGCUGAUAAAAUUGGGAUCCCUUUGCCAAAGGGUUGGAUGGGGUUGCCGUCCCCUCCCUGCAGCACUGUGGGUGUCCUUGAGCAUGAGGGGCAUUUUAUCAGCUCUGGGUUUAUUUGGGAGAUAACUCGCUUGGCUGGGAGCACGAGGGAGAUGAGGGAAAGAUCCUGGUGUGUGUUAGACAGGACAGGCGAGGUGCUGGUGGUGGUUUCUGCUGGGUUUAUAGCCUACAAGGCGACAAAGCUCUGUCUCUAAAUACCCCCAUCAUCGUACAAUCAGAGAAUCCCAGACUGGUUUGUGUUGGAAGGGACCUUAAAGCUCAUCCAGCUCCAACCCCCUGCCACGGGCAGGGACACCUUCCACUAGAGCAGGUUGCUCCAAGCCCCUGUGUCCAACCUGGCCUUGAACACUGCCAGGGAUGGGGCAGCCACAGCUUCUCUGGCCACCCUGUGCCAGCGCCUCAGCACCCUCACAGGGAAGAGCUUCUGCCUUGGAUCUAACCUGAACUUCCCCUGUUUCAGUUUGAACCCAUCAGCCCUUGUCCUAUCGCUCCAGUCCCUGAUGCAGAGCCCCUCUCCAGCAUCCCUGUACCCCUCUUCAGACACUGGGAGCUGCUCUGAGGUCUCCACGCAGCUUCUCUUCUCCAGGCUGAACAGCCCCAGUGCCAUCUGCAGAGCUAUUCCUGAGCUCUGAGCCCAUGCCUCGAUUUCCCCAGCUAUAAAACCAAGGCUUAAUGGCACUGAUCUGGCUUGAAGGGCCACCCAGAGGGUUAAUUCUGCAGUGCUUUGACUGUGAAAUGCCCAUUGUGAUGCCCCAGGCUCUCGGGUUUCCAGCGUUUCCUCUCCUACCCUUGGUUUUCAACCCCUUCAUUUCCUCAGCUUUGAUUUUGGAGGUGAUUUGCUAACCUGGCUUGCAGCAGGGAUGAGCUCUGGAUGAGUGAUUCUAUAUCUCAGGCUCCUCUCGCAAUGCCUCUCGCCUGUACCCUGCUUUGGCUCCCAUUGAAUAUCCAGUUGGAGCAGCCUUUUUCCCAUAGGAAGGGAGAAGAGCUGAAGGAGAGGACUUGAAUUUGCAGUGUCUGAGCUUCCCCAUUUACAAUUGCAAAGGGAAUCCUUUCUCUUGGCUUUUCUGCCCAAGCUAAGCUCGUGUGAGACCCUUGUCUUGCUGGCCAGGCCGGUUCCGGAUGGGACUGUGGGGUGACCCGCUUCCCAAAGCCCUGCCAGAAACCCUACCACCUAUAUGAAAACCCCGAAUAUUCAGCUUUAUCUCCCAUAGGUGACCCUAUUGAAACCAAGGAGGCUACAGCCAAGGACUGAAGGUACUGAGGGCUUGGACCUUUAAGGGAAGAGGAAAACAUGAAGUCCAGCUGCAGAGUUUGGAUGCAGAGCUGUUUGGGCUGUGUUCAGACCUACCUUAGGGCAAUGUUCUGCGUCUGCUAAUUAAUCUUCAGGAAUUUAAGCCCUCUCAUGCUCUAACAAAUAGCUGGAUGCUAAAGUCAUGUAGCCUUGUAGGGUUAUUUUCUUUCUCCCCUUGGAGUCUGUGAGGGUUUUAACUCCAAGGCCAGCGUGUUUCCUCUCUAGUGUUUAGGAUGGGUCAGAAGUUUCAGCCUGAGGUGGUGCCAAGGAAAACGUCUGUAUUUAUCACACAGGAGUCGUGCACGCCAAGGGGCUCUUCCAGUCUUGUUGUUCUCUAUAUUCCCUGCAUGGUCGCUUAGCUGGAGCUUCCUAGAUGCAAAAUCUCCCCUGCUGUGGGCAAAUCCUGCUGCUUUUCCAGCAGGGAGGAGGAUGGGGACCCCAUUGGGAGCAGGGAGACUGCAGGCAGCGAUGCUUGGUUGAGGUUUGGGGUCUGGGUGAUGGUUAGUGGGAUUCCUGCCCUUGCCUUCCAAUAGAAACAUGUAGCCUUUAAGCUGAUUUAAGACAAAGAGGUUAUAUAUUAGGAUAUAUAUGUGUAUAUAUAUGUUUCCCUUCAGUGAAGGAUUGUAGCAAUGUACUGAGCCUCUUGUGUUAGGUAUUUAUUAUGAAUCCCUGUUUGGUUUUGUACAGUGUUUUAACAUGCUGCUCUCACAUCCCCGCUCCACAACCUGCAGCAGCAUCAGAGAGGGGAAGUCUUAGCUCCUCGUUCAACCACUUUGGUACACAACUGGUGUCUCCCUCCUCCCUGCUGCACCCAGAUCAGGUGCCAUUGCCCACCGAGCUGUGAAAAGCGUGACAAACACAACCAAAAUGGAGCUUUGGACUUUCAUUUUAAGGGGGGGGGGGGGGGAGAAAAAGAUGAUUUUCCAGUUUUUAGCCUUUUGUUUGUAUUUGGGUUUAACUUUGGAAACAGUCUGUUUGUGACUCUGCCUUUACCCCUUCAAUAAAGGAUUCCCUGCCUCUGACCUCUCUGCA